CAGCACGGAAGGGAGUUGUUGAGGGCAGGCAGGCAGAGGAGGUUGUGCGACGCGGACAUAUAUAACAGACGGGAGAGACAAUUGACGUUAGCUGACCCGUGUCUCCGCGCUCGAGAGAGAGAGAGAGCGCGCCGCCCCCCGUUUUUUGUUUCACCGCGACUCCCCCGGGUGGCGCAGAAGGAAACGCUUCGCGCCGCGAAAUCCUAGGUUCGUUUCUUGCGCGUCGCGCAAUAUAUAAUAUAAAAAAAAAUAAAAGUGGUGCCACACAGUGCCGUCGUAUCGCGCUCUUCGCGUCGUCGCAAAGUAUCGCGCCGAUAUAUAUAACGCGACUUGUAAUAAUCCAGGACGAGAAGUGGUGUAUGAUGAUCUGAUCGCGGUCUCAACAUGACCGUGGAUUUUGCUGAUUACUUUUGGGGCGAAAAGAAUAAUGGAUUUGAUGUAUUGUACCAUAACAUGAAGCAUGGUGUGCUCGCCAGCAAGGAAUUGGCUGAAUUUUUGCGCGAGAGAUCAGCCAUUGAAGAAAACAAUUACAAACUUCUUAGUAAGGUGGCAAAGCAGGCGAGCAAUAGCACCCAAGGAACAUUCGCACCUGUAUGGGCCGCUCUGAGAGGUGCCGCUGAGAAACUCGCCGUUCUGCACUUGCAGAUGGCCCAGCGGGUCAGCGAACUCAUAAAAGAUGUGUCAAAAUACGCGGACGAACUGCAUAAGAAGCACAAGGCUGUGAAGGAAGAAGAAUCUUCUACUUUAGAAGUUGUACAGAGUAUACAAAGCAUUACGGUUACGUUGCAAAAAGCAAAAGACAAUUGUUUGCAAAGGAGUCUCGAAUUAGAGAAAUUGAAGAAGGACAGUGCCAGUCAGAGGGAACUGGACAAGGCGGAGGCCAAGUUCAAAAAAGCGCAAGACGAUUACAAAGCUCUUGUGGACAAAUACACAAUUAUAAGAAACGAUUUCGAGACAAAAAUGACUCAGGCGUGCAGGCGGUUUCAAGAUGCGGAGGAGACGCAUCUUAAGCACAUGAAGGAGUUCUUAAACACAUACGCCGAUGUUUUGCAAACUAAUCACGAGCAAGUCGGUCAGGUGCAUAUAGAUUUCAAACGUCAAUGCGUUGACAUGACGGUGGAAAAGUUGUUGGAACAAUUCGUUCAGAGCAAGUACACGGGUUUCGAGAAGCCAGGUGUGAUCGAGUAUGAGGAGGUCAUGACCAGUUUGGCGGAAAUGACCAGCCACUCUCAGUCCGAGGGCAGUGCGGAGACACCUAAGGAAACGUCGAAGGGCACCAACGGCGAAACAGGCGUAGCCGGUAACAAUCACAGUUCAAAGAAAGAUCAGGGAUUAAAAGGGGAGGGUGGUACUUUAAAGAUACUGGAUGGGGAAAAGGGGAGGGUAAUACUGGAAAAGGAUAGAGAAAAAGAAAGACAAAAGGAAAAGGACAGAGAAUUGUCACAUGCACAAGCCACCAAGGCUUCCCGCCGUACUACCUCGCUACUCAACCUGUUCAUGUCCAACUCCCAGGACAAACAGAGGCAAGCAGGGUCGUCUGGUUCGGCACCUGCCACACCUCAAGGGAACAACCUGCCUCCUGCUGUUCCACCUCCCAGCAUCUCCAGGAACCCUCUCAGAGGAUCUAAAUGGUUUCUUCGCAGUAGAAGAGAGAAGCGAAAGGAAAAGAAGGCGAAGAAGAAGAAGGACCUAGUGGAGACGAGUAGCAACAAAGAAGAAAAGUCUGACCUGUCAGUAUAUACACGAACAGCAGACCUAGUGCACACGGAGGAGGACAAGGACGACAGCAGAAAAUCGGAAACGCCCACGCCGGAAGUAGACGAGGAUGGUUUUUGCAUCAGGCCAAAGCCGGAUCCGUGGGAAAACGAGAAGGGAUUUUAUUCGAGCUCGGACACGGAUUCGGAAGACGAGAGAGAACGCAAGAUUCGAGUGGAGAUAAAACCUUUGAGCAACGGCGGCGCACCCAUGAGCGCCAGUGUAGACGAACUGAGAGCGACAGUAGAAAAUUUGUCCUUAUCACCUGCACCAACAGGACGUAGGGGCUCGAAUACUGAUUCUGAUCAUCAUAUGAAAAGGUCUCAGUCAGUGUCACAACAAUUAGGAGGUAAGCCAAGCUCAGAUUUACUUGGCCUAAACUUGUUCAAUCCUAGCAGUACGCCGUCGAGCGCGUCAACACCGACAGGCAGCCAUCCUUACGCUCCGCUGCAGAGUCCACCGCCGCUAUCGACGUCGCCAACCCCAUCGCAGCCACCGCCACCGCAGUCUGCACCGCCUACUACACAUCACCGAUUCCCGGAUGGAGAUCUAUUUUCGGAAGUCGGAGACAUCACACCGGCCUUGCCGCCUAAACAGUCGGCAUCCUCGACGCCAACGGGAUCAAUUGUUAUACCGAGGCCGCCGUCACGGCGAGGAGACGGUCCUUCGCCGCGUGGCAGAAUGUCACCGGCAACGAUAUCUCGUGCCGAUAGCGUCGCCAGUUUGGAAUUUCGCACAGCUGGCGUGGGCGUAGGCUCUUCGCGAGGACCGUCUCCGCUCACAAUUGGCCUAGCCGAUACCAUUCCGCUGGCAGUAGCGUUCCACGAAAUAGUACAUUCCUAUUUCCGCGGCACCGAUGAGACUCGGUGUCAGGUGAAGCUUAGCGGCGACAUGAUGCUUUCGUUCCCGGCCGGCAUUGUCGCAGUGCUGGCAAACAAUCCUAAUCCCGCUAAACUGACCUUCCGCGUAAGAAACACCAAUAGGCUAGAGAGGCUGUUGCCAAAUAGCCAGCUCAUCAGCAUGGAUGCGACGCAAACUACCGUUGACAGUACAAUCUUCGAAUUCAACAUGAGUGCCUUAACUACGUUGCUACGGCGACAAGCUGAACAGAAUCCUUCGGCCUCGUAUUUCAAUGUAGACAUUCUCAAGUACCAGAUCAAAGCGAAAGAAGGUGCCGGCUCCUGUCCCUUCCAAUUGGUCGCAUAUUGGAAGUGCGAAUCGAAUCACACCGAUCUCAAGAUUGAUUAUAAAUACAAUAGUCGCGCCAUGGCCUCACCGAGUCCUCUGCUGAAUCUCCACGUGGCAGCGCCCAUUGACGGCGGUUUUAAGUCGCUCAACAGUAAACCGCCGGCUCAAUGGUUAUCCGAAACAAAUCGUGUACUAUGGAAAUUUACGGAAUUGUCGCAGCACAGCGAGAGUAAUGGGGUAGGGUCCUUGAAAGCGCGAGUCGAACUUGAACGUGGGCCAGGCAAUCAGGGCACGAUAUUCACUCAAUUCAAUUGUGAGGGGACCACGCUCUCAGGUGUCGAGUUUGAGCUUAUAGGCUCGGGAUACAGAUUGAGCUUAGUGAAACGAAAAUUCGUAUCCGGAAAGUACAUAUGCGACGGAGAUACAGACUCGCGUAGCAGAUACGCCGCGCCGCCAUCUAAUGCGGAUUGACGACUUCCAGAGUGGGCGCCUCAAUGGGAGAGUCAGCCUAUUUAAUAUUGGUACUCGCUUAAAAUCAUUCACUGCCCAUAUCACACGAUUAUCGAUUGUAUACCGCUCAUACGUUUGGAUACGUGUUUGGGAAGUUUGUUGGAUACCAAAGUGUGUGCGUUGACUUAAGGAUCAAAAAAAAAAGAAAGAUCUUUUUAUAGAAAUCAUGUAUCAAAGCGCGCACGCGCGCUUCGUUUGCGAGAAAAAAAAAAAGUGCAACAAAGCCGACCAAAGUAAUUUAUACGCUUAUUCCUGCAAAAGAUGAAAAAUGUGGUCGUUUAUUGUUUUUUCACGCAUUUAAUGCCGAACGUGGUUCUGUAUAUUCCAAGUCCAAGUGUUUGAUUGAAAAUCCAUAUUGUAUUUUAUCUCAGCGGAAACUUACAGUUAUACAGAAAAAAAAAAAAAAUGUAGAAGUAAGAUAUCUCUGCGCUGCGUUUGGCGUUAAAUGCAUUUCGACUUAAAUACGUUACCGGUAGCAACAAACAAUUUAAUAAAGAUCUGACUUCUGGUGUGUGAGUCUCGCAUCAAGGCGCACUUUUGACGGCGUUAACGUGCGUUCUAUGUGUUUUUAUAACGUAUAUUUUUUUAAUUUUCUACACAUCGCAUUAGAGUGUACUGUUUUAACGAAGUUUCUACGAUACAACGCCAUAAUAUAAUCGACACGAAUAAAAUAAAUCCUUCUAUUCCGUCGAACAAGAGAAUUUUCCCACAAAUGAAAAUUCUUUGGUGUCCAGCAUUAUUCUCUGACAUGACAAUUUAGCCAUUCGCCAUUUUUGAUUCUCUCUCUACAUAAAUCAAAAAAAAUGCGCAUCGCGUAAUUCUUUUCUUUCUCUUUUUUUUUCAAUCUCGACCUCUCCCAAAACAGUACAACACUCUUAUUGUUAUGUUUUGCGUUAUUUUUUAAUACAAAUAGUAUAUUAGCAAUUAUUAUAUAUAUAUAUAAAUAUAUAUAUUGUUAACCGCAUGAGAGCGGAGAAAAAGUGUAAAGGAUGUGUAAACGCCGAUUACGUAUAUAUGUACAUUUAGCAUUUAUAUUUUAAACGGUAGGGGAGAAGGACAUAAUACUACGAGUAUUUCAAUGAUGAGAAAUUUGCGUACGCCCAGUUUUUUAGUUUAUUUUCUUACGCAUGACGAAGACGAGAGAGAGUAUUUAAGUAGCGUUUUAAUCGCGUGCGCGAUUUAAUGCAAAUGAAACUGUCUUACCGUAUAUAAAAUAAUGAGAGAGAGAGAGAGAGUGAGAACGAAAGCAAAAAAAAAAAGUGAGAGAGAGAGAAAGAAAGAGAGAAUAAAAGAAAAAAAAACAGAGGUUAAAUCAACGAGAUAAUUUUUUAAACGUUAACACGUUUGACGUGCGAGACGAAUCAAAUAUACUGGUUCUGUAUUUUUGAACGUUUAAAAGCUAUAUAUAUAAAAACAUUUUUGAUGUCGAUAACAGAACUCUAGUUUUAGAUAUAGGAUAGUUUAACGGCGAACGAAAAGGAAAAAAGAGUCGUUUAUCUUAAAUAUUUAAAACUACGAGAUUCUUAUUGUUAGUAUUAUUAAACGUAUAAAAGUUUCUCUUCAUCUAUAUUACAGUUGCGACGCGUUUUCGUUUUCUCAUCUCGAAAGAAUAUCUUCUGUUACAAUUUGUCAAUCACACACUUGUUCACACAUGUCACACGUUUAGUGCUUUAUCUAGAGAUUGGUUUUUAACCCGUUAAUCUGAUCAAUUUUUAAUUUGAUGGUUUAUAAAUUGCGAAAUAUUUUUUAAACUAACGUGUUAAACCAUUUUAUAUAUACGAUAUACAGUGAAGUAAGUUUAAAUAGAAAUCAGAUCCUCGGAGGGAUAUUAUGUUCGAUGAGAGCAAUUUAUUUUUUGUGGUUUAAUAUUUUUUAAAUUUAUUCAUCAAAGCAAUUAUUAAGUCUUUAUUAUCAAUUAAUCAGUUGAAAAUAAUGAAUAUUAUUUACGAAUAAUUUUCAAGUGGUUUUUCAAUCACAUGGAAUAUUUUAACAAUUGACAAUUAACAAGUUUUGUUUUUAAUAUCUUGCAAAAAUACGUUGUGUCGUAUUUUGGAAAAUUAUAAGUGAUGACAAUUAAAUUUAAAAGUUUAUUUAACAAUAUUUGUCAUACACAAACAAACUGAAUUCAAAAAUAAUUACUCACGUAAUUAUAUCUUUGCUUAGAGCAAUUGUAUUACGAUAUAUAGCAUAUUUUAUUAUUAACCCAUUAAAGGCCAAAAGAGAUAUUGUAAAGAGAGGUUUUGUUGAAACCGGUUGUUUUUUAAAAAAAGACCUCAAUCUCUAAUAAAUAACAAAACUUACGAAAGAGUGCAAUAUGUAGAAUUAUUUUUAAUUGAAAAUUGUAAGUACGUUACAUAACGUUCGAAAAUUAGAUACGGGAAGAUAUUAAAAAAAAAAACUUAUUUGAAAAAUAAUUUGUAUUAAAAUUUAUACGUGUACACUUUUUUUUAAUUGCAACAAAAUGUCUGCGUUAUAGGCAUUAAUGGGUUAAACAGCGAUUUUUUUUUAUUGGCAAAAUUCUAUUAUGUAUUUCUUGUAAACAAAUUAACAGAAUUUAUUCUGUGCAUAUCAUAUAUCUGUUUCUUCACAAAAAUAUCUUGUUAUAUCCGAUCCGCUAAUUCUGGGGAAAAAAAAAACCCAAAAAACUGCGGAAUCGGUUUUUAAUUGCGCGCGUAUAAUGAGUAUAUAUGUACAUAUUUAAGAUUUAAGAUUAUAUAAAUGUAAGUCUUGUAAGAGAAGUCUGACUUGAAUCAUACAGUCCGGCACACACACACACACACACAAUGUUUUCUUCCAUGGUUAGCGACAUCGACAACAGAACGGCACUCGCUGUGUUUGGGUCUAAGAGAGUUCACUUCUUCUAUACUCGAAGCUAAUAUUAAUAUUAAUCGAUAAACCCUAGGAAAAAAAAAGUUCGUUAGACAAACAGCUCGACAGUUGAAGAAUCUAGUUUACGAAAGUUGACGGGGGCACUAAGAUACGUCAAAUACGUCUUUUUAUUGUAAUUAAUUGCUUAACCAGGCGCGACGUAUCAUUUCUUAUAAUUUUGUUGCUUCGAAACAAAAAAAAAAAAAA
Pseudomyrmex gracilis is the source of this 6528-nucleotide messenger RNA. RefSeq names its product F-BAR domain only protein 2. Gene Ontology annotation, biological process: clathrin-dependent endocytosis; clathrin coat assembly. Gene Ontology annotation, cellular component: cytoplasm; plasma membrane; clathrin-coated vesicle. Bases 385 to 3414 code for a protein of 1009 amino acids. The record is from RefSeq and is a predicted model, not a curated record. The transcript has 13 exons. Lineage: Eukaryota; Metazoa; Arthropoda; Insecta; Hymenoptera; Formicidae.